This is a messenger RNA of Aspergillus nidulans FGSC A4, 4070 nucleotides long. RefSeq names its product ABC transporter ATP-binding protein. Gene Ontology annotation, biological process: transmembrane transport. Gene Ontology annotation, molecular function: nucleotide binding; ATP binding; ATP hydrolysis activity. Gene Ontology annotation, cellular component: membrane; plasma membrane. The transcript has 2 exons. NCBI's taxonomy places the organism in Eukaryota, Fungi, Ascomycota, Eurotiomycetes, Eurotiales, Aspergillaceae. The record is from RefSeq and is a predicted model, not a curated record. The coding region runs from base 1 to 3975 and encodes 1324 amino acids.
AUGGGGGAGAAAACAGCAGAGGCCGAGGCCGAGAAGCCCAGUCUCCUCACACGUUGCACCACAUUCACCCGUCUUCUAUUCUAUGGCAGUCCCUCCCUUAAGGAAGCCCUCGUGUUGCUCACGGGCCUAAUCUCCGCCAUCGCCUCGGGGAUCCCCUUCCCUAUAAUGGCGAUUGUGUUCGGUCAGCUCGUCGAUGAGAUGAACUCGUCGACGUGCAAUGCAACGCCCGAAAACGCAGACUCAUACCAAUCCAGCAUCAACGCCAAGGUCCUGCAGAUCGUCUAUAUUGGCAUCGCAUAUUUCGUCCUCAUAUACAUCUAUGUCUUUUGCUGGAAUAUUUCCGGAGAGUGGCUUGCGCAGCGGUUACGCGAAAGAUACUUUCAGAGUCUCUUGCGUCAGGACGCAGGUUUCUUCGAUACUUUGGCGCCUGGAGAGGCUUCGUCACGUAUUACUGGGGAUAUCAGUACGAUCCAGCAGGGGACAAGCGAGAAGGUGGGAAUUGUACUUAACAGCAUUGCGUUCUUUGUGACGAGUUAUGUGGUCGCGUUUAUCAAGGAUGCUCGGUUGGCCGGAAUGCUUGUCUCCCUCGCGCCUGCGUACCUGAUCAUGUCGUUGGCCGGAGGGUAUUUUGUGCGGAAGUACUUUGGGCGGGCUCUAGAGUGCAUGGCGGCUGCGUCGGCCGUUGCUCUGGAGGCGUUCAGCAAUACGAUGCUCGUGCAUGCGUUUUCGGCGGGUGGGAGGCUUGAAGAGCGCUUCAUUGAGCACCUGGGGCCUGCCCGGGUCGCGGGUAUUCGCAAGUCAAUCGCGACAGCUACGCAGGCCGGCUUGCUGUACUUCAUUGCGUUCUCGGCAAAUGCGCUGGCUUUCUGGCAGGGGUCGAUGAAGAUUGCGGGCGCGGUUGAGGGAGGUGCGGAUGGGGUCACUGUGGGGAAUACGUAUACUGUGAUCCUGGUGUUGGUUGAUGCGAGUUUGAUACUGAGCCAGGUUGCGCCGUUCCUGCAGAGCUUUGAUGCGGCAGCCGUGGCGUUUAAAAAGUUGGAGAAGGAUAUCGAGAGGCCGAGUCCGAUUGAUGGAACCGCUGAUUCUGGCCUUGUUCCGGCAGCAGCAAAGAUAGAGUCGGAUAUCGAGUUUCGCAACGUCUCGUUUCGGUUCCCUUCAAGGCCUGAUAAACCGAUCCUGCAGGAUCUGACGCUGCGCAUCCCGGCAGGCAAGCAGACGGCGCUUGUCGGACUGAGUGGCAGCGGCAAGUCAACUGUCGCGGGCUUGAUCACGCGGUUCUAUGAUGCUGAGGAAGGGCAGGUGACGAUUGGGGGCCAUGACGUGCGCGAGCUGAAUGUGCGGUUUCUGCGCAGUGCUAUUAGUCUUGUCCAGCAGGAACCUUGUCUGCUCGAUCGGUCGAUACUGGAGAAUAUUGCUCUUGGACUGGUGAACUCCUCAGCACAUGUGCAUUUGAUGGAUGUGCUGAAGAGCAGUGCCUUGGAGGAUAUUGCCACUGCUAUUCGGGAAAAAGGCUUGAGUCUCAACCACGCCAUUGACUUGCAACCCAGCAACAAAGACCAGAUCCGCGAGAUUGUGUCCUUGGUCGAAACAGCAGCUGGCCUAGCAGACGCAAGCAACUUCAUCAACAAGCUCGACCACGGCUACGCAACAAUGGUCGGAUCAAGCGGGAACCUCAUCAGUGGGGGCCAGAAGCAGCGUAUCUCGAUCGCCCGAGCCUUGGUCAAAAGCCCCCAAAUCCUUAUCCUUGAUGAAGCCACCGCAUCUCUGGAUUCCGCUACGGAAUUACGCGUGCAACGGGCGUUGGAGGCGGCGGCUGCUGGACGCACUCUAGUCACUAUAGCCCAUCGGCUCUCGACCAUCAAGAAGGCGGAUAACAUUAUUGUGAUGAGACAGGGAAAGCUCAUUGAGCAGGGCUCUCAUGCAGAACUUCUUGCGGCAGAUGGAGCGUAUGCAGAGCUGGUAAGGUUGCAGAAUCUCAAUGUCAAUGCCUCGCAGGAGAGUGCGUCUUCGUCUGCUCGGCCGUCACUGGACAGUACGGCGCUUGAGAAAGAAAGGAAUGCAGAGGUAACAUCGGUACAAGACGACGAAAGCUCCACUCCAUCCCCUAAAGAGAAGCCAGCAGACGAAGAACCAGUUACUACCGAGCGCUCUGUCGGUUCUACCUCUAAGGCCAUUGCCUCUCUCUUCCGUCCGUACUCGCUAGCCCUCCUUGUAGCCAUCAUCGGUGCCGUCGUCAUCGGAGGCACAUACUGCGGUUCUGCUGUCAUAUUCGGUAACGUUGUGGGCAAGCUAAGCUCGUGCGAGACAGCAGAAUCCAUCCGCCACGCGGGAGAAUUCUGGGGGCUCAUGUUCUUCGUCCUGGCUCUGAUUGAGUUUUUCGCAAACCUCAUCAGCUGGUCCCUCUUCGGCUGGAUCGCGGAGCAGCUCAUAUAUAAAGUCCGCGUGCUCUCUCUACGUUCCAUUCUCGAGCAGAAGCUGGAAUGGCAUGAAGCGCGCACACCCUCCGGCCUCCUAUCACUCAUUGUCAAGGACAGCAACGCGCUCAAUGGCCUCACGGGAUCCGUCAUUUGCACAAUCCUCAGCAUCCUCGUCAACCUCUUCGCCGCCAUUAUUAUGACCCACAUCAUUGCCUGGAGAAUUGCACUCGUUUGUCUCUCCGUCGUGCCACUUCUCUUGGGCGCUGGGUUCAUGCGUGUCUCAACCUUAGCCCGCUUUGAGGAGCGCCACAAUGACGCCUUCGCCCGCUCCCUGGGCAUAACCGUCGAAGCCGUGACAUCCAUUAAGACCGUCCACGCGCUGGCCAUUGAGUCCGAAGUUCUUUCCACCUACCGCCGCUCCCUGCAGGGCCCCAUGCGCGAGAUAACAGGGCAAUCCGCCUUCACCAACCUCUGGCUCGCCGUCGGUUACGGCCUCAGCAACUUCGUCUAUGCGCUUGCAUACUGGUGGGGUGCGAAGCAGAUUAUCGCUGGUCACUACACCCAGACACAGUUCUUCAUUGUUCAGCUGGCCCUGCUCGUCUCGUCUCAGCUCUGGGGCCAGAUGUUUGCUUUGGCUCCUGAUGUGUCUCGCGCCGUGCAGGCCACCCGCCGGCUCUUGAACUUGCUGGACCUAGGCUCAACGAAGAGACUCUCCGAUCCCAUCUUACCCCCUCACUCGGCAUCAACAGAUAUCGAAGCAACCUCGCACCCAUCCGAAAAACCCCCUCCCCCUGAUCCAUCAGGCACGCAGUCCGGCCUCAGCGUCUCCUUUAAGCAAGUUCAAUUCACCUACCCGGCCCGCCCAGACACCCAGGUCCUACACGGGCUAGAUCUCACCAUCUCCGCAGGGCAAUUCGCCGCGCUCGUUGGGCCCUCCGGUGCUGGGAAGUCAACCAUAAUAUCCCUUAUCGAACGCCUCUACACACCCAGUUCUGGAACAAUCGAGCUUGGCAACCGCAACAUCGCACACAUGGACGCCUCCUUCCGCGACGAGGUUGCCUAUGUCCCGCAACACUCCGUCCUUUUCGACGGGUCCAUCAGGUUCAAUCUUGAACUCGGUGCGCGGCCGAACCAGGCCCUUUCACAAACUGAGAUUGAGGAAGCGUGUAAGCUUGCCAAUAUCCACGAUACAAUUGUGUCUCUACCAGACGGGUAUGACACAGCCGUUGGACCGAACGGUGACAGACUAAGCGGUGGUCAGAAGCAGCGUCUUGCGAUUGCAAGGGCAUUGCUGAGAAGGCCGAGACUGUUGCUGCUGGAUGAGUCGACGAGUGCGCUGGAUGCGGAGAGCGAGCGGUUACUGCAGGAUGGCUUGGAGAAGGCGGCAAGGGGAAUCACUGUCAUUGCAAUUGCUCAUCGGCUGUAUACGAUUCGCAAGGCGGAUGUGAUCUUCCUCAUUGAAGAGGGGAGGUGUGUGGAAAGGGGGUCGCAUACAGAACUGAUGGAGAGGAGUGAGAGUUAUCGGGUUAAUGCCCUGAAUCAGGCUGUGGAUGGCUAAAAAGGAACGCAUAGCAUAAGAUAUUUAGGUUGCUUAUAUAUAGAUGAAGGACACAGUAUCGGAUUGGUUAGCAUGCAUAUAGAACAUUAAUACAG